UGACCAUUAUUUACAAAAUUUUAAAGCGAAGAAACAAAGCCAUUGUUCUUUAAAAUUUGUAAUAAAUGGAGAACAUGGUUUUCGUUUUUGCUCUACUUUUAUGCAAUGGAGUUGCUUUUGCUGCCAGCUUUCGUCAAGAUCCAAGCGUUAACCUCAAAACAUUGGUAAAUGAUUAUGGUUAUGCGGCCGAGGUUCAUAAUGUGAUAACUGAAGAUGGAUAUAUUUUGGAAUUGCAUCGAAUUCCAGGAGUGAUCAAUAAAACAUUGAGUGAAACAAAAAAGAGAAAAGUAGCUCUAUUAUUACAUGGCCUCUUGGGUUCUUCAUUUACUUGGCUUGUUACAGGACCCAAACGAUCACUAGCUUUUAUUUUAGUGGAUAAUGGUUAUGAUGUCUGGUUGUUGAACAAUCGUGGAAGUACAUACAGUAGAAAACACAUAUCAAAAUUAGAAACAAGUUACGGAUUUUGGGACUUUAGCUGGCACGAGAUGGGAAUUUACGACUUACCAGCCACAAUCCAUUACGUUUUGAAUAAUACAGAUCAAAGUAAUCUUAAUUUGGGCUGCUUUUCUGAAGGGUGUACUCAAGCUUGUGUUAUGGGAUCCCUAAAACCCGAAUAUAAUGAAAAAAUUAACUUUGCACUAGCGUUGGCUCCAGCUGUUUAUUGGACGUAUGUCGGAGGCUUAGUCCGUUUUUUAAUACCAUUCACUAGAAUAUUGGUGAGAAUCUUCGAGAGAGUGGGAUAUUUUCAACUUCUUCCAGCUUCAACUCUACUUCGAAUUUUAACAAGUUUUGUUUGCAGUGAGAAAAGCAUAUUUCAGCCUGUUUGCAUUUCCGUUAUAUUUUCAGUUGUCGGCGUUGGAUAUGAACAAUUGGAUCGGGCUAAUGUGGAACUUUUUCUAACGUAUGAGCCUGCUGGUGCUUCAAUUAAACAACUGUUGCAUUACGCCCUUGGAACCUAUUAUCCUGGCACUUUUAGACUUUUUGAUUAUGGUCCCGUAAGAAACUUACGAUUGUAUAAUUCAAUUUCGCCACCGGACUAUCGUUUGGAAAACGUUAAUAUCCCAUUUGCUAUUUAUCACGGUCUAAAUGAUCUUUUAGUGAGCCCCAAGGAUAUAGAUUUACUUAAAGGAAGACUUCCGAAUAUCGUCGACGCUUAUCUCGUACCUGGAAAAUUAAAUCAUUAUGAUUUCAUGCUUGGCCUCAAUAUUAACCAACUUUGUUAUAAACGUGCCCUGGCAUUAAUGGAAAAAUAUAAUCAAGAAUAAUAUGAAGUACUAUAUACAUCAUUCAUGGAACUCAAAUUAUUUUAGGAAUACAUUAAUGUAGAGCACUGAAAAUUUAUUUCAGAUAUAUCUUUAUAUAAUUCUAUAUCUAUUGCAGAUUACAUUACAUGCGAAACAAGUUAUGUGAAAUUUUAGGAUUUUUGAUCUUGUACCUUGUACCUCAUAA
Belonocnema kinseyi is the source of this 1449-nucleotide messenger RNA. RefSeq names its product lipase 3-like. Gene Ontology annotation, biological process: lipid metabolic process. The coding region runs from base 66 to 1265 and encodes 399 amino acids. Gene Ontology annotation, molecular function: hydrolase activity, acting on ester bonds. The transcript has 8 exons. Lineage: Eukaryota; Metazoa; Arthropoda; Insecta; Hymenoptera; Cynipidae. The record is from RefSeq and is a predicted model, not a curated record.